GAUUGUUUUAUGCUGAUGGCCCAAGCUUCUGACAUCCAUUCAUGAAACGUCAUUUAUUUCGUGCGCCAUUAAAACUUCGUUAAUGGCUGCAACACGCUCAGCAACCUUCGUAUCAGUACUGGCGUAUCUCCCUUUUGAGAAAUGCCAUUGCGAUCACGAUGAAACAGCUCCGAUCACUCAAUUUCACCAGAGCCUUGCGCGAGCGCUUCGGCCACACCUCUUCGCAACGUAGCCCAGCACUCUGCAACACUUCAAUUCACCAUCCGACUCUCGUACGACCACACCCAUACUCCUCCUCUGCAUAUACUUCUAUCGACCCAAACGAAGUAACACACUUCACUGCCCUCGCCAGUAGCUGGUGGGACCCCCAUGGCCCCUCGCGCCUGCUCCACCUCAUGAAUCCGCUCCGGCACACAUUUAUCGCCCGCUGCCUCCUCACUUCGCACCCCGACCCUGCGCCCGCAAGCCUCCACUACCUCGACAUCGGCUGCGGCGGUGGUAUCUUUGCCGAGUCUGCCGCCCGCCUACCCACCACUGCCAGCGUCACGGGUAUUGAUCCGACGCCCGACGUUCUCCAUGUUGCGCAACGGCACCGACGGACAGACCCAAAACUGCUUACACCCGGCCGGCUGACAUAUCUGAACAAGUCCGUCGAGCAAUUACCACUGCCCGCGCGCGCUGAUGCACUGUUCGACGUUGUGUCUUCGUUCGAGGUCAUUGAGCACGUGGCCAAGCCUGCGCAGUUCCUCGAGGCAAUAUUCCCUCAUGUCAAGCCUGGCGGAUGGGUUGUACUGAGUACGAUUGCGCGCACGUGGACGAGUUGGUUGACGACAAAGCUUGUGGCGGAGGAUAUGCUGCGUAUUGUGCCGCGCGGCACGCAUGAAUGGAAUAAGUACAUAAACGAGGCGGAACUGAGGGAGUGGUUUGCCAGGCAGGUGGGCUGGGAGGAUGUGCGAUGUAUGGGAUGUAUGUAUGUGCCGGGAGUAGGCUGGAAGGAGGUUCAAGGAGGAGAGAAGAUUGGGAACUAUUUCUUUGCGGCACGGAAGAGGUUGUAAGGAGGCUUCCGUGGAAUGUUUCUUGUUGUAUAGGUUGUAUAUGUGCAUACCUUUGCACAACAGCUUUUAACUACGAGCAUAGUUCUCCAGAUCCAUACACGAGCAUUAUAAUUAAAGUAGUGUCCAAAGGAAUGAGCCACUAGCU
This is a messenger RNA of Pseudovirgaria hyperparasitica, 1200 nucleotides long. RefSeq names its product ubiquinone biosynthesis O-methyltransferase. NCBI's taxonomy places the organism in Eukaryota, Fungi, Ascomycota, Dothideomycetes, Acrospermales, Acrospermaceae. The record is from RefSeq and is a predicted model, not a curated record. Gene Ontology annotation, molecular function: 2-methoxy-6-polyprenyl-1,4-benzoquinol methyltransferase activity. The transcript has a single exon. The coding region runs from base 159 to 1055 and encodes 298 amino acids. Gene Ontology annotation, biological process: ubiquinone biosynthetic process.